This is a messenger RNA of Nicotiana tabacum (common tobacco), 690 nucleotides long. The record is from RefSeq and is a predicted model, not a curated record. NCBI's taxonomy places the organism in Eukaryota, Viridiplantae, Streptophyta, Magnoliopsida, Solanales, Solanaceae.
GUAUCAUUAAUGGGUCGUAAAUUUUUUUAGAUCUUUUCCCUUCUCUCUCUCAUCUUUCCCUCGUCUUCUUGUGCAAUAGUAUAAAAACAAAAAUCAAAGAUUUUGGUUUGAAUUUCAGGAAAUUUUUUAACUUCUGAAAAUGAGGCCUCAAAUAGUAUUAUUUGGGGACUCCAUUACUGAACAAUCUUUUAGAUUAGGUGGUUGGGGUGCCGCUCUUGCUGAUACUUAUGUUCGCAAGGCUGAAAUAUUGAAUCGUGGCUACGGUGGAUACAACACCAAAUGGGGAUUGUUCUUGCUCCACCACCUAUUUCCACUGGAUGCUCCAACGCCUCCUGUUGCUGCCACUAUAUUCUUUGGAGCCAAUGAUGCUGCUCUUUUGGGAAGAACCAGUGAAAGGCAACAUGUCCCACUCGAGGAAUAUAAGGAAAACCUAAGAAGAAUUAUACAACAUUUGAAGAAAUGUUCCCCAUCAAUCCUAGUAGUGCUGAUAACUCCACCACCAGUUGAUGAAGCAGGACGGUUUGAACAAGCAAGGUACAAUCCACCUUCUCGUUAUUGGUAAAAUAAAAUAUGAAGCAACCAAUUGCUCUUUUUCUUUUUAUUUCUUUUUUGAACUCUAUGGUAUCUGAGAUGUUCAAGAACCUUCUUGACACAACCCGGAGCUCCUUUUAGUAGUGGGAUAGGGCUUUA